Molecule: messenger RNA, 2436 nt
Organism: Schistocerca piceifrons (Central American locust)
Lineage: Eukaryota; Metazoa; Arthropoda; Insecta; Orthoptera; Acrididae
Product: potassium voltage-gated channel protein eag-like
Exons: 12
Coding region: 1-2436 (811 amino acids)
Biological process (GO): potassium ion transmembrane transport; regulation of membrane potential
Cellular component (GO): membrane
Molecular function (GO): voltage-gated potassium channel activity
Source: RefSeq, a predicted model, not a curated record
AUGAUUGUUACUAUUGGAUGUACGGGCAUCGGCAGCCUGUUCAGUGCGCUGAAGGUGGUACGCCUGCUGCGGCUGGGCCGCGUGGUGCGGAAGCUCGACCGCUACCUGGAGUACGGCGCGGCCAUGUUGAUAUUGCUGCUGUGCUUCUACAUGCUGGUGGCGCACUGGCUCGCGUGCAUCUGGUACUCGAUCGGGCGGUCGGACGCGGACAACGGCGUCCAGUUCUCGUGGCUGUGGAAGCUGGCCAACGUCACGCAGACGCCCUACUCCUACGUCUGGAGCAACGACUCGGGGUCGCCGGAGCUCGUCAACGGGCCGUCGCGCAAGACCAUGUACGUGACGGCGCUCUACUUCACCAUGACCUGCAUGACCAGCGUCGGGUUCGGCAACGUCGCCGCCGAGACCGACAACGAGAAGAUCUUCACCAUCUGCAUGAUGAUCAUCGCCGCGCUGCUGUACGCCACCAUCUUCGGUCACGUGACGACCAUCAUCCAGCAGAUGACGUCGGCGACGGCCAAGUACCACGACAUGCUGAACAACGUGCGGGAGUUCAUGAAGCUGCACGAGGUACCCAAGGCGCUGAGCGAGCGCGUCAUGGACUACGUCGUCUCCACCUGGGCCAUGACCAAGGGGCUGGACACCGACAAGGUGCUCAACUACUGCCCGAAGGACAUGAAGGCGGACAUCUGCGUGCACCUGAACCGCAAGGUGUUCAACGAGCACCCCGCCUUCCGGCUGGCCAGCGACGGCUGCCUGCGAGCGCUCGCCAUGCACUUCACCAUGAGCCACUCGGCGCCGGGGGACCUGCUCUACCACACGGGCGAGUCCAUAGACUCGCUCUGCUUCAUCGUCACCGGCUCGCUCGAGGUCAUCCAGGACGACGAGGUCGUCGCCAUCCUCGGCAAGGGCGACGUGUUCGGCGACUCCUUCUGGAAGGACAGCGCAGUGGGGCAGUCGGCGGCCAACGUGCGGGCGCUCACGUACUGCGACCUGCACACCAUCAAGCGCGACAAGCUGCUGGAGGUGCUCGACUUCUACCAGGCGUUCGCCAACUCCUUCGCCCGCAACCUCGUGCUCACCUACAACCUCAGGCAUCGGCUGAUCUUCCGGAAGGUGGCGGACGUGCGCCGCGAGAAGGAGCUGGCCGAGCGGCGGAAGAACGAGCCGCAGCUGGACCAGAGCCAGGACCACCUGGUGCGCAAGAUCUUCUCCAAGUUCCGCCGCGACCGCGCCGCCGCCCAGCACCAGCAGGCGCUGCCGCCGCCGUCGCCGACGACGACGGACGUGGAGAAGGGCGAGGGCGGCGUCACGACGCCCUCUGGGGAUGCCUCCUGCUCGUCGCCGGCGCUGCGCGUCCCCAAGCUGUCCAGCGUCGCCGAGCGCCACGACUCCUCCUCCACCAACGCCGCCAGCUCCAGCAACACCAAUGGGGCCAAGCCGCACCGGCCCACCACCAUACGUGCCUCCAGGUGGGGACGCCUGCUGGGCUCCAGCGGCGGGAGUGUCGACUCGUCCGACGCGGGCAGUAGUUCGGCCGCAGCGGCGUUGAUGUCGCGCUCGCUGUCCAUCCGGGGUGACCACCACGGCGGAAGUGGCGCUGGCGGCGCGCAGGCCAAAAAUGGCGGCGCUUCCUCUUCUGGUGGGGCGCCCGGCUCGUCUUCCUCGCUCGGAGGCAACGGAGGCUCGGGGAAUAAGGUGUUCCCGAAGCUGCCUAAGCCGAUGACGAGGCAGGACACGAUGGAGGAAAUCGUCGAGAUCGAAGACCGUUACAACCGUCCAGGAAGCCUUCGUAAGGUGGAGUCGUGUGACAGCGGCAUGGUCCGCAGUGUGGAGCAGAGGCUGAACGACCCCCCACCCACGCCUCACCCCGUCGUCUCAGGGGUGGCCGCCAUGCUGCCUCCGGCAGAGUACAAGGACCUCGUGGCCAACAUCAUGGACUUCAAGGUCGACGUCAAACUCGAGGUCCAGCGGUUACACCAGAAGGUGGGCCGCAUGGAGGAGAUGCUGGCCGAGAUCGUGCAGAGGCUCGGCCCCGCCCCCACCCCCGCCCCCGCGCCGGAGGCGGCCGCCCCCGACGCGGCGGCUGGAGGAGCGUCGGCGGCGGACGUGUCGCAGGUGAGCCUCCAGCCCAAGCCGCAGCAGCAGUCUGCCACGCCCACCUCGUCCUCGUCGUCUUCUGGCGGCGGCGGCGGGGGCGGAACCACCAUCCCGGUCCCCGUCAGCGGGGGUGGAAACGGCGUGGGAGGCCUCGUGCUCAGGAAAAGGAGGUCCAAGUCCAGGAACAAGGGCGCGGCUCCCGGGGUGCCCACCACGAGCUCGCCGAGGACUUCCCCGACGGAGACGACGAGGAUGCUGCCGCCCACGGAGGAGGCGGACUCGGGGGCCUCGUCCGAGGAGAAGAGGUCCUCGUACCGCCGCUCCAGGGAGUUCCUGUAG